This is a messenger RNA of Corticium candelabrum, 1908 nucleotides long. RefSeq lists its product as uncharacterized. Gene Ontology annotation, molecular function: protein binding. Lineage: Eukaryota; Metazoa; Porifera; Homoscleromorpha; Homosclerophorida; Plakinidae. The coding region runs from base 1 to 1908 and encodes 635 amino acids. The transcript has a single exon. The record is from RefSeq and is a predicted model, not a curated record.
AUGAAUUCGAAAUCUUUUCAAACUAUGCGUUUGAGUGGUCUGUUGUGCGACUGCACGAUACAAAUUGUCGAUAAGCAGUUGCCGGUGCACGGUGUAGUGAUGGCGUCACGUUGCGACUACUUUCGAGGUUUGCUGCAGUCGGAGAUGCAAGACGCCAACCGAGUCGAUCUAUCCAACAUGCCGGGUAACUACGACACGAUGAAAUCGAUCGUCGACUUUUGCUACGGCAUAUCAAUCCAAGACAGACUCGACGAGUCGAACAUCGCUCACGUGCUCUGCGCUGCUUCGUAUCUCCAAAUGUCCGGACACAACAACUUGGAGGAGAUCUGUGGAGACAAACUAAAAAAACUAACAAAACACAAACUAACAAGAUGCCUAAUCAUUCUGUACAACUGUACUGACAUCGGAGUUGUUGCAGAGAAAGAAGGAGUGACGGAGAAAUGCAUGGAAGCUGCAGUACGUCACUUCAAAUCGUAUGAUGAAGACAAAAGUGGGCCUACCGACAAGCUUUGUAAGUCUGUAGAUUUAGAAAAUCUUCCUAUUUCCUGGAUGAAACAAAUUCUGGAGAAAAUGCAACAAAGUGGAUGUGAUAUGUCGACGAUGACGUCUGUGUCAACUGUUUGCGCCAGUUCUAUCAUCAGCUAUUACCACAACGGAGGUCAGACGGUAAACAACUCUCUCUAUUCUUACUACUCUUGUCUUCCAUCGGCAGCAAGCCCUAAAACUUUGCUCAAAGCAUUUAAAGCAAUUAUGAGUUACGUUCCUGACGAGGCAUCAGCAUUAUGCCCGUAUGCUGUAGCCCCAAUUUGGUUUGUUAACGCUCUAGAGUUUGUCACCACACAUGCACUGUCAUAUGUUGGUCGUUUGUAUUCUUUGUGUGCUAGCAUAUACAACGAACUUGCAGACAUCGAUGACGAGGGCGCAGUUGUUUACCUUUUGAAACCAAACGCAAUAAUAAAUCUAAACAAAGUGACUCAGGCCAAUCACAGCCAUCUUGCCGAUUGUGUACAGAAAUUAACAGACUGCUACCUUUUUGUGCAAGCUCGACGCCGAUCUCUGACUCCAUCUAACUUUGUGCGAGUUGUGCAGUCUACCGAUUGGUGUAGCAGAGAGUCUUUUGACGCGCCAUUUGAGGCCUUAAGCGAAAUGCUGGAAAUUCCUCAAGAUGUCAUGCAGAUAAAUAAAGAUGAGAUUGCAAACAUGGUUGCAAAAGUUGAUUUUACAAAGUUAAGUCAACAUAUGCUCGAGCGAGCAGCAGCAAAUAGUAAAAUACCGAGAGAGGUCAUCAUGAUUGCUGCAGUCACUGUUUGCUCGGCGUUACGGUUUCAGAUUGCCACCACAUCUCAAGCACUUACCAAAGAAACAAAGAAAUCAAAAAAAUUUAAAUCGGCUUUAGCUACUGCAAAUCGAGACAUCGAAGAACUACAAGAACGGAACGAAACUUUGCAGUCGAGACUUCAAACAGAGAAAGACGAUAACGGUUUGGAACAGAUCAAUGGCAGUUGGACUCCAAAACUUCAUCCUUAUACUCAACAUACAUAUACACCAUGUCAUAAAAGUGAAAGACAGGAAAUGAAGAUAACAUGUCGUAAGAAGAAAAUCUGUGAAAAUCGAUCUAUUGAUUUGAGUAUUGAGCGUGUGCUCUCGAAAUCGGUCUAUUCCAUGAGACCGUUCACCAAUCCUAAAGUUAUCUCUGCAUCCUACCAUGCUCAAUCAGACAAAUUCUACUGCAUGCGUAUUUCAGGAUGUCCAGAAAUGUCUUUGAUCUUAAUCAACGCAAGGAAGGACCAACUGUGGAUAUCACAGACGAGAGAUCACUUCUUUGGAGGGGCAACAAAUGGUUACGGUAAUAGUUUGCAACAAUUUUACAUCUGGAAACGCAGACAGCUAGUAAAUGAAAUAACAUAA